AUGUGCAAAAACCUCGUCGACAAGGGUCAACUUGACAAGCCUCUUAUCAUAUACAACCGGACCGAAAAGAGAGCCACAGACCUCAGCAAGUCCCUACCUUCCGGAAAAUCCACCGUCGCCUCGUCGGUUGGAGAAGUGGUCUCCCACUCCGACAUAAUAUUCACCUGCGUGGGCGACGACGACGCCAUCAACGCCACCAUUGACUUCGCAUUGGAGGGUGACGCCAAGGGCAAGCUUUUUGUGGACUGCUCAACAGUUCACCCCGACACCACCGAAGGACUCGCCAAGAAGAUCACAGCCGCAGGCGCUUCCUUCGUCGCCUGUCCUGUCUUCGGCGCCCCUGCUAUGGCUGAGAGUGGACAACUCGUCUGCGUCCUCGCUGGCCCCAAAGAAAGCGUCGAGAAGGUAAAGCCGUACUGUAAAGGCGUAAUGGGCCGCGCGAACGUUGAUUUCUCCGACCAACCGGUAGGGAAAGCCACUCUACUAAAGGUAAUCGGCAACACCUUUGUGCUCAACAUGGUUGAAACGCUCUCUGAAGGGCACGUGCUAGCUGAGAAAUCCGGCCUCGGGAAUGAAAAUCUGCAUCAGUUCAUUGAGACGAUGUUUCCGGGCCCUUAUGCGGCAUACUCGACGAGAAUGCUGAGUGGGGAUUACCAAAAGAGAGAGGAGCCGUUGUUCGCGGUUGAUUUGGCGAGGAAGGAUGCCAGACAUGCCAUGGCGCUUGCGAAGAGUGCGGGCACGAGGAUGCACGGUGUUGAGGUUGCUGAUGAGCAUCUGAAGCAAGUGAAAGCCCAUAAGGGGGAGAAGGGGGACAUUGCGGCUAUUUAUGGGGCGGUAAGGAAGGAGGCUGGUUUGAAAUUUGAAAAUUAA
Molecule: messenger RNA, 870 nt
Organism: Drepanopeziza brunnea f. sp. 'multigermtubi' MB_m1
Lineage: Eukaryota; Fungi; Ascomycota; Leotiomycetes; Helotiales; Drepanopezizaceae
Molecular function (GO): NADP binding; oxidoreductase activity, acting on the CH-OH group of donors, NAD or NADP as acceptor; NAD binding
Source: RefSeq, a predicted model, not a curated record